Molecule: messenger RNA, 894 nt
Organism: Penicillium verrucosum
Lineage: Eukaryota; Fungi; Ascomycota; Eurotiomycetes; Eurotiales; Aspergillaceae
Exons: 2
Coding region: 1-894 (297 amino acids)
Source: RefSeq, a predicted model, not a curated record
AUGAAGUCAAUCUACCAGCCAAAUCCCCUCUUCCCCGUCCUAAGCAUCCUCACCUUCAUUCCGCUAGUAGCCUCGCUCUGCUACUACCACGAUGGAACCGUCGCGUCAAAUCCUAUAUAUCAACCAUGCAUUUCCAUCCAAGACACAAUAGGCAUGUGCUGUGCCAGUAACCGGUCAAACCCAGCUGGCGGAAGCAGCACCGACGGACUUACCUCGGACGAAUGUCUUGCCAACGGGCUGUGCAUGAAUGUACUGACGUACAGAAACAGCGCCGGUGAAUCGGGCACAAAUACGACAUACUGGCGCAAUCAGUGUACGAUUUCCGACUGGAAGAAUAAUGGAUGUUUGAAUGUGUGUACCAAGGGAUCGACACCAAGUGGUGGAUCGGAUUUCUCUGCUAAGAUGACCUCUUGCGAUGGCACUGCGAACUCGACGACCUGGUGUUGUGGGGAUGAUGGGAGCUGCUGCAAUACUCCAUCUGCAAUUACGAUAGCUCAGAAGCUGGGUGAACACACUUCUACCUCGACAUCGCUUUUGAUUUCAAGUCCAACAUCUACUUCAACUUCAACUUCAACUUCGACUUCAUCCUCAUCCUCAUCGUCUCAACUUUCAGGCGGUGUUAUCGCCGGGAUCACUGUCGGCAGCGUUUUUGGGGCUAUUGCAUUCCUGACUAUUAUUUAUUUUUCGCUUGUGUGGUGGAAGAAGAAACGGAUUCAGAGAGAGAAUGAAGCAGAGGGAUUGGCGAUAAUUCUUCGCCCCGGUUCUCGUCCUCAAGAGCUUGAGAAUCAUAUCCAGACUGUUGGCGUUCGGAGUGUUGCACAUGAGAAGGCAACUGGGCCCCAGGAUAUUAGGGCUGAGCUCCCAAGCGAGCCGUUGGGACGAACAGUGAAUUAA